AUUCGAGCCAACACUCCGCCGGCAUUGUUUUUGCAACUAUAAAUUUACUCAACCAGCCGAUUUCACCCUUUUUAUGAAAUUUAUAUGCCGCCUUCUCCUUUGAAAGCUGCGUGGGAAUGGCGCACUUCGUAGAGACACCUCGCACCGAUGCCGUAGAUCGGACGCGAUUCACCAUGCUGGAUCUCUCCGAGAUGCCAUCAUUUCAGGCUCCCGCUGGGAAAGACGAUCUGCUAAAAGCUGUUAGAAGCUCCCAAAACACGUCAAGGCACGCUAUCGCGACUCCAUCGGCGCGUGUCCCUCUGGCUGGGCGAAGCAGAAAUGCACAGGCGAAGAAUGAGUUCACACCGCUGCUCCACAGCGCAACAAAGAAUCGCAUGGCGAUGCGAGGCAUGAAUGAGAAGGAAAAUGCUGGUCUUGCAACGCCUGCAGCACUCAGACCUGGAUUCCAACUGAGCAGUCCCAAUAUGCCUGAAGCAAGUACGCUGGGAGAUAGUUCUGUUAUGUCAGACCAUACACCCGUGCCGGAAGUCAACAGUAGCAGCUUUGAAAACAGUACGCCAAUGGCCUUGCCAAAGGGCCAGCUAGAUUCUGGAAAUGUCUUGACUCUAAGAGAGCAGGAAGCAAGAUUGGAAAAGAUUGACAAGGAGAAUUUCGGCCUCAAAUUGAAGAUUCACUUCUUGGAGGAGAACCUGAAAAAGACAGGCACAGAGUGGAGCCAACAGGCCCUAAGAGAGAAUACAGAGCUCAAAGUCACCCAGAUGACGAUGGAGCACGAGCUUAAAAAGUACCGCAAGCAACUCCUCCAAGCAGAGCGCGACCUUCAGGCAUACAAGCAACAGUUGCAAGAGCACGCCGAAAAGGUCCAGAAACGUCAUGCCGACGAGGCUUUGAAAGCUGAAGUCGACCGUUUGCGGCAAGCGCUUGAAGACAGGGAAAGACAGCUCGCGGAGAUGCAGUUGCGUCUCGAAUCUGCUGAAAACACGAUGCAGUCUAUGUCUGAGCAAGAGAAGCUACGUGAUCAAAUUGAAGAACUUGAGGCAGAGAUUCAAGCACGAAAUCGAGACAUUGACGAACGUGAUGACGAGAUAGAGUUCUUGAAGGCACAACUCAGAGAGGCCGAGAACAAGGCAGACGAUGACUUUGAUGACAAAACUCGCCAACUUAACGAGCAGCUUGAUCGUAUCGAAGAGCUGGAGGCAGAAUUGAAGAGAGUAUCACGGCAAAAGGAUGAGGAGUUGGAUGCGGUUCAAGAAGAGCAUGAUGCUGCAAAACGCGAACACAUUGCUGAGAUAGAGGAUCUUCGCCGACAGCUCGAGAACGCCCAGAAGGACAAGCGCGAUCAGCUGCGCGAGUUUGAGACGCGACUACAAAGCUACAAUCGUGAAAAGACGUCACAGAUUGAGGAUCUUGAAAGGAAGCUGCUCGCCUCAGAAAAGGAGAAAGCGGAUGAGAUCGAGUCUCUAGAACUUCGCCUGAAGCUUGCUGAAUCGAAGGGAGAUAAUCAAUCGCAACUGGCUCAACAAGCCGCCGAGGAUGCUCGACAACAGAUGAAGCUGAUCAUUUCCGAGAAAGACACCGAACUAGACGACCUGCGAGCACAAAUACAGUCUCUUCGGGUUGUCGAGGAUGAGCUGGAAGCGUGCCGCAAACAGCUGCAAGAUGCCACUGCUGAUGCAGCGAAGCGACAAGAAGAGGAACGACUGCAGGAAGAAGCCUUGGCUGAUCUUCGGAAUACUGUUGCGGAAAGGGACCGUGAGCUCAGGCAGUUAAAAACCGUCGCCUCUGAGCAAGCUUCGACUCUUCGGGAAGUGGAGCGGUUAAAGGCCAUUGUCGCGGACCGGGAUUCUGAUAUUGAAAAUUUGAAACAGACCGUUAAUGCUCAGAAUUCAUCCCUGGAAGAUUUAAGGCGAACUAGAAUCGAACUUGCUUCUCGUGAGCAGGCUCUCAAAGGUGCUUAUGAGGAGGCGAAGCAGUUGAAGGGUGCAAUUAGCGAUCGAGACAGACAGAUUGAGACUUUGCGAAAGACGCUUGAAGAUCGCACUUCCGAGCUUGAAGUUCUACGGAAGAACAACGAAGAACCGCAUACGCAGAUCGAAGGCAUGCAGUCCAUUCUGCGCCAUCGCGACAAUGAUUUGGAGGAUUUGAGAGGGACUGUUAACGAACUUGAAACGAAGCUGGAAUCGCUGCAGGUGACCGCAGAUGAGCGCCUCCGCACAAUCAAUGAACUUCGCGGCGAGUUGGAAAAGACGAAACAAGAGCUCGAGGACGAAAUUCAGGUUCUGGAGGCCACUCUCGAUGAAGCCGAAGACGACAAAGAGAAAAUGCAAUCGAGGCUCAAACUUCUGGAGUCACAGAUCGAGGAUACUAAAGAGAUCCAGAGCAAGCUAUCUCCUAUGGGAAAGGAUUUGCGUGCCGCCCAGCGCGAGAAGAUGCGCCUAGAGCAACAGGUAGCGUCUCUGGAGCGCGAUCGCGAGGUCGCUGAUCAAGAGCGCGAGAGCCUUCAAGCUACGAUUGAAAAGUUGCGUAGAGAACUUCAGUGUGCACAAGCUACACCGAAGUUGACUCCUUCGCGAGAUCGGCAAAUCGAGAGCUUGCGCAAACAGCUAGACGAUUUGUCGGCGCAACUUACACUGAAGGAAGAGAAGCACUCCAAGGAAAUUGCAGAGUUGCAACGCCUGCUUCGCGCAUCUAGCCUCGAUCUUGAAGCUGCUAAUAUUCGUCUCCAGGAGGCGGAGAAAGACCUUGCAGAGCUUCAAUCUGAUUCUACGAAGCAGCUGCAACGUAAGGCGCAGGAAGGCCGCGAGGAAAGUGCCAGGCUUAUAACAGACAUGGCUGCCCUCGAGAAGAAGCACAUGGCCGAAUUGAAGGGGCUAGCGAAGCAGAUCACCGUUUUACGUGGUCGGUAUGAGCGUGAACGCUCCUUUAGGGAGGGCCUUGGCUUUCAGAAGCAGUGGUUCUUGAUGAAUGUGGAGAUGUAUGCUGAAUGCAAUCAAGCCGAUCUCAAGCUUCUUGAAGAUAUGGGCAUCAAACCGUCGUUGAGUGUUCAGGAGAGACGUCCCACUCUGAAGACUGUUGGAUUGAUGAUCAUGUUCACGGCGAGAGUCAAGAGGUUGGCUGGUCAGUGGAAUGAGAAGAAGAAGAUGCAGGAACAGCUUGCCGCAAAGCUGGAGGGCAUGAGGAGAGCGAAAACCGUAGUGCAGCAGAGGAGUACGAGGAGAAGUCUACCGCUGGGAACAAGGUAGAUAGUAGAUGGGAUUUGCAUGUUGCAUUUGUAUGGGCGCAUCUCGGUUGGCGGACCAGGGUAGCAUUCUAUCGUUCAUAGGCUGCAUCUGAUUUGUGUGCACCCAUUUCAAUGACAUUCACUCUUAGCAGGCUUGAUAA
This is a messenger RNA of Verruconis gallopava, 3381 nucleotides long. RefSeq lists its product as uncharacterized. The coding region runs from base 117 to 3242 and encodes 1041 amino acids. Lineage: Eukaryota; Fungi; Ascomycota; Dothideomycetes; Venturiales; Sympoventuriaceae. Gene Ontology annotation, cellular component: microtubule organizing center. The transcript is spliced from 3 exons. The record is from RefSeq and is a predicted model, not a curated record.